AUGGGUGCUGAUCUGGUUGCACUCAAUUGGGAUCCUGCUCAAUUGCCCGCUUUCUUCGGGUACGCCAUGUACAGUGCAGCUUCAAUCCAUAUUGCAAUGCUGGGUUCCGCCGAUGAAGGGAUUAAGAAAUCCACGAAGACAGCUCUCAAAACAAGCCUGAGAUGGCUGAGGGCUUUGAAAGUUCACUGGUCAAAUCUCGAUAAAUUGUGGAUACGAAUCAAUGUAUUGUACGAAGUUCAGAUAGUUCGGCUCCGCGGACCGUCGACGACGAUGGGGACUACAUCAACUCCAGGACAAUCAAAUCUAAAAGAACUCGACCAGUUGGCUGGUGAGGUUCGCGACGCCAGCCAACUGGCUGAACCACUGGCCGAUUCGGUAUUAUCAUAUUCACUACAACAACUGAGACCUUCACCCGCCUUUACUUCUGAAGCCAUGCGAGAAUUAGAGGCAAAGUUGGACUUUGAACUGAUGGAGCUUUUCAUUGAGGAAGCCUCGCCGAGCGAUCCCCAACCUCUGUUGAGCAGUAGUAAUGACAUAAUGCAAAGCUUUGGCAUGGCAUCCACCUCAGCUGUUCCGGAACUCGACGGGGCAUUAAGAUUCGAUCAGCCGAAUCUUAUGGGGGACUGGAUAUCAGGACCUGGGUUUUCAGGCGACCUGCAGCAACCCUGGGAUUGGUGGGGUGUGGGGAUGGAUCUGCUUGAGCCGAUCUUGCCUUAUGACAAUCUUCUAGGAUUCGGGUAG
Messenger RNA from Exophiala bonariae, 741 nucleotides. RefSeq lists its product as uncharacterized. The coding region runs from base 1 to 741 and encodes 246 amino acids. The transcript is spliced from 2 exons. The record is from RefSeq and is a predicted model, not a curated record. NCBI's taxonomy places the organism in Eukaryota, Fungi, Ascomycota, Eurotiomycetes, Chaetothyriales, Herpotrichiellaceae.